GCGUGGCGCCUCGGCCGUUGCCCCUCGGACCCUGAGCGGCCACUGUUGGGGCCCUCGAAAGAGGUGUCGGUCCUCUGGGAGUCGGAAGAGCUGUCUGGGUGGGUUUCGUCUUGCUUUUUACCCCACCGCCAGCCAGUCCCCGGACGGAGGGUGCUUUUCACUUCCAGCUGGGAGGAGAGAAGAAAGCGGGGAUGGUGCACGCCUGCGGGUCUGGACGCUGAGCAAGGCAGGGGUCCAUAUCCGCUCGUGGGCUUGACUCCACCAACUAGUUGUGCAGCCACAGGGACUGAACUUUGGAGGAAUCGACCUUUUUCUUUCCUUUUAGGAUUAUUUGAGGUGUAGAGGGUGGGAAGCGAAGCCGAGACGGCCGACCCCGCCACGAUGCUGCUGAAGAAGCACGCAGGGAAAGGAGGGGGCCGGGAGCCCAGAUCCGAGGACCCGACCCCUGCCGAACAGCAUUGUGCCCGGACCAUGCCCCCGUGUGCCGUCCUGGCGGCCCUCCUGUCAGUGGUGGCCGUGGUGUCUUGCCUGUACCUGGGUGUGAAAACCAACGACCUCCAGGCGAGGAUCGCCGCUCUCGAAUCCUCCAAAGGGGCCCCUUCCAUUCAUCUGCUGCCUGAUACCCUGGAUCACCUCAAGACUAUGGUGCAAGAGAAAGUGGAGCGACUUCUGGCUCAGAAAUCCUAUGAACAUAUGGCUAAAAUAAGAAUCGCAAGAGAAGCACCUUCAGAAUGUAACUGCCCAGCAGGCCCUCCAGGGAAACGAGGUAAGAGAGGCCGAAGAGGAGAAUCUGGUAAGUCUCUCUUUCAGCUGCUCUGUGUCACUCAUGGCCCUCCUGGUCCAAAAGGCGAUAAGGGAGAACAAGGUGAUCAGGGACCUAGGGGCCUGCCAGGCUUCCCCACAGUUGCUGCCCUGCACAGUAAUCAGAUCCUCACCGUCAAGGGUGACCAAGGACAGGCAGGGCCUCCAGGACCCCCUGGCCCUCCAGGCCCAAGAGGGCCACCUGGGGACACAGGGAAAGAUGGCCCCCGUGGAAUGCCAGGAGUACCCGGUGAACCAGGAAAACCAGGAGAAGAAGGCUUGAUGGGUCCUCUAGGGCCUCCGGGACAAAAGGGUUCUAUUGGAGCACCUGGAAUUCCAGGGAUGAAUGGGCAAAAGGGUGAGCCCGGGUUGCCUGGAGCAGUAGGACAGAGUGGAAUACCAGGACCUAAGGGAGAACCUGGAGAACAAGGUGAAAAGGGAGAUGCUGGAGAGAACGGCCCCAAGGGUGAGACAGGCGAAAAGGGUGACCCUGGAUCAUCUGCUGCAGGAAUUAAGGGAGAACCUGGGGAAUCUGGUCGUCCAGGGCAAAAGGGAGAACCAGGUUUCAUUGGUCCUCAAGGAGAACCAGGCUUACCGGGUUUACCAGGAACAAAAGGUGAACGGGGGGAAGCAGGGCCUCCUGGAAGAGGUGAGCGAGGGGAACCUGGAGCCCCCGGACCAAAGGGGGAUCGUGGAGACAAAGGGGACUCUGGAGCUCAGGGACCAAGGGGUCCACCUGGUCAAAAAGGGGAUCAAGGAGCCACUGAGAUCAUAGACUACAACGGCAACCUCCACGAAGCCUUACAGGGUCCCCCUGGACCUCCUGGACCUCAAGGACUACAAGGGCCAAAGGGAGAGCAGGGAUCUCCAGGAAUCCCAGGAAUGGAUGGAGAACAGGGACUCAAAGGCUCAAAGGGAGACAUGGGGGACCCAGGUAUGACAGGUGAAAAAGGAGGAAUUGGACUUCCUGGAUUACCGGGAGCCAAUGGAAUGAAAGGAGAAAAAGGAGAUUCUGGAAUGCCGGGUCCACAGGGUCCUUCUAUCAUAGGCCCACCAGGCCCACCAGGUCCCCAUGGCCCACCUGGCCCCAUGGGACCUCAUGGACUUCCUGGACCAAAGGGUGAACCAGGGUUAAAUGGUGUUAAAGGAUUGAAGGGUGAACCAGGUCAAAAGGGUGACAGAGGACCCCUUGGUCUUCCAGGAGCAUCUGGCUUAGACGGAAAGCCAGGAUCCCGGGGUACAGAUGGUCCUAUGGGACCCCAUGGCCCUGCAGGUCCCAAAGGAGAAAGAGGUGAAAAAGGAGCUAUGGGAGAUCCUGGACCAAGAGGGCCCUAUGGGCUGCCUGGGAAAGAUGGAGAGCCUGGUCUUGAUGGCUUCCCUGGUCCACGGGGUGAGAAGGGUGAUCUAGGAGAAAAGGGAGAAAAGGUGACCUCUCCAUCCCAGCAUGUACCUUAUUUGAUUCUUCUCCUGCUGUCUGCUUUGCUGUUCGGCUUGUGUGAUUCCAUUUGACACUUAAUCUUUCUCCAUCCUGUGCUCCAAAAACAUACUGAUGCCUGAUUUAAGGAAUCAGGUCUUCAGAGAGGAAUGAAGAAGGCUGUACUGCCAGAUAUAAGGGCACUGCCUGGCAUAGAAGAAAAAAUUAUUAUCCCCAGAUAUUCUAGCUACAGUUUUUCAACCACCUGACACCAAUUUAUGGAAAAAUAAAGGAUUUUUUUAAAAAAAAAUCAUUUUAAAAAGUAAAAUUAAAUGACACAAAUCUGCAGU
Molecule: messenger RNA, 2565 nt
Organism: Pan troglodytes (chimpanzee)
Lineage: Eukaryota; Metazoa; Chordata; Mammalia; Primates; Hominidae
Gene: COL25A1
Product: collagen type XXV alpha 1 chain
Exons: 31
Coding region: 382-2310 (642 amino acids)
Source: RefSeq, a predicted model, not a curated record